Synchiropus splendidus (mandarinfish) is the source of this 9798-nucleotide messenger RNA. It is a transcript of the gene igdcc4, whose product is annotated as immunoglobulin superfamily, DCC subclass, member 4. The coding region runs from base 170 to 3847 and encodes 1225 amino acids. Lineage: Eukaryota; Metazoa; Chordata; Actinopteri; Syngnathiformes; Callionymidae. Gene Ontology annotation, biological process: cell-cell adhesion; axon guidance. The transcript has 20 exons. Gene Ontology annotation, cellular component: plasma membrane; axon. The record is from RefSeq and is a predicted model, not a curated record. Gene Ontology annotation, molecular function: protein binding.
GCAACAUGGCGUUGAAUCGCCGACAGACACGACGGCUCCGUCCGCUGCCUCAUUGUUCAGGACUGUGCUGAGAAAGAUCCGCGCACAGGGGCUUUUUACGCGCACCGGCGGGGACAAUAGCGGAUCCCAGGGACGAGAUCGACUGCUUUGCCCAAGACCCAAGAGCUACAUGGCGCUGGUGGAGAGCGCUACUUGGCUCUUCUGUCUGCUCUCUCUGCUCAGCGCGUCGUCCAAACAAGAAAAGUCUGUUUCCGUUGAGCUGAGCUGCGGUGCCGGACCCAGCCAUGUAGUGUUGGAUCCGGGUUCCCCUCUCCUGCUGGACUGCAACCUGGGCGCCAGCGACACGCCUUUCAACGUCACCUGGCUGCGGGAUGGACGGCGUCUGGAGGAGGGCGAGUUCCUGCGCUACCUGCCGAACGGAUCUCUGCUGCUGCUGCCCGGCCACGACAGCGGGGCGCAGGGGGCGUACAGCUGUGUGACCGCCAGCACCCACGGCGCUCUGACCAGCAGGACUGUCAAUGUGCUCCUGGCAAGUCUGUCUCAAUUCCAUCAGGAGCCGUCGCCGCAAACGGUUCCGGUCGGGAACUACGCCCGCUUCGUGUGCCAGAUUGACGGAGUGCCGCCGCCACAAAUAACCUGGGAAAAGGACAAAGAUGCCAUCCCAGAGGACACAAGGUUCAUUUCCCUGCCUAACGGAGUGCUUCAGAUUCUGGAUGUUACCCUGGGAGACCAGGGCGCCUACCGCUGCGCGGCGUCCAACUCAGCCGGGAGGAACCUCAGUCACGAAGCCCAGCUCACUGUCACCACAGACCCUGUCGACGCACCGCUGAGUGUCGCGAUAGCGGUGCCUCCUCAGAACGUCACAAUAGAACUGGGCCGACCCGCUGUGAUGGAGUGUAUUGCACAAGGGCAGCCGAAGCCGCGGGUGUCCUGGAGCAGACUGGACGAAAAACCCAUUUCCUCUGAUGUGGUCGUCCUUGCUACCAACCUGGUGAUCCGAGACACGAGAGGUCAUCACGCCGGCGUGUACGUCUGCAGAGCCAACAAACUCAAGAGCAGGGAGUUUGUCACCGCCGCCGCCGAGCUGCACGUGUCCUCUCCUCCGGUCAUCCUCCAGCCGCCGGAGACCGUCUCGCUCUCCAGGGGAAACACGGCCAGGUUCGUGUGCAACAGCUCCGGGGAACCUCCACCUGUUCUCCACUGGUUGAAGAACGGCCAGCCGGUCAAGUCAUUCAGGCGAGUGAAGAGCCAAAACCCCGGCGUCCUUCUCAUUAACCAGCUGGCGCUGGAGGACGCCGGCUACUACCAGUGUAUCGCCGAGAACAGCCUGGGCACGGCGUGUGCCACCGCCAAGCUGACGGUCAUCGUGCGAGAAGGUCUGCCCAGCCCGCCGCACCACCUCACCGUCACGCCGUACUCCAGCACCACCGCCUGGAUCAGCUGGGAGAAACCCGAACACAACUCGGACCAGAUCAUCGGCUACUCCGUGCACUGCCAGCGCGCGGCAGGCUCCGAUAACGUGGAGUACCAGUUUGCGAUGAAUAAUGACACCACAGACUUCCACGUCAAAGACCUUCUCCCCCACACCGCCUACACCUUCUUUGUUGUGGCGUACUCUCUCAUGGGAGCCAGUCGGCCCUCACAUCCAGUCACCAUCGACAUGCUGGAGGACGUGCCGAGCGCUCCUCCUCAGCUGACUAUCGCCAGCACAUCUCCCACUGACAUCAGGCUGAUGUGGAAUCCUUUGUCCUCCAAACUCAGUCGAGGCGCCGUGACGCGGUACCGUAUCGAGUACAGCACCUUGGAGAAGACCGACCAAGUGUUCUCAGUGGAGGUGGGGGGCAACCAGACCCAGUUCACUCUGCGAGAGUUGCAGCCCAACAUGGCGUACCGACUCAGGAUAGCCGCUGGAACAGGCGUCGGCUUCGGGGUACCGUCCGAGUGGGCUCAGCACCAAACCCUGGCCCACUUCAACCACAGUGACCACAGCAUGGUGAUCUUUGCUCCCACUGACCUGAAGGUGCGACCCAGAGAGAACACCCUAAACGUCUCCUGGCAUCCCUCGCCCAAUCACACCAUCGUGUCCGGUUACAAGCUGUCAUGUCGAGAGGUGGAUGCGGACGGGGCGACCAAACUUGACAAGACGUCGCACACUCACACCAUCAGGCUCCGCAAAAAGGCCCGACAUCAUCUCCUCACUGGGCUGGCUACUGACCAGCAGUACGAGGUGCGAGUCUGGGCCUUCAACAAGCAGAUAGAAGGAUCAGCGUCGGUGUGGAAGGGCCGGACAGACAAGCCGAGUGACAAACCUUCCCCUCUGCCAAUGCGCCCCCCUCCGCUGCCCCCAAGCGCCAUUCAAGCCAGAGCCAACAGCUCGACGUCCAUCUGGCUUCGGUGGGAAAAACCACGCUUCAGUAACGUGCGCAUCAUCAAUUACACAGUGCGCUGCAGCCCAGUCGGGACCACCAACGCUUCCCUGGUCACCUACCACACCAGCUCCGCCCAGGAGAUUCUUCUGGGAGCGCUGAAGCCCUUCACCCGCUACGAGCUGGCCGUGCAGUCCAACAGCGUGGACGUGGUGGGGCCCUUCAGCGGAACGGUGGAGGAGGCCACUCUGUCCGACCGGCCCAGCACACCUCCUCAGGAGCUUCAGCUGAGCACGCUGGGCUCCUCUUCUGUGCUGGUGAGGUGGCGCCCUCCACUGGAGUCCAACGGUGUCAUCGUCAGCUACAGCAUCCUGUGGAGCGACGUCCUCAACCAGCCCGACAGCCUGUGGAGGAAUCUUUCUCAGGAUGGAGAAAUGACCAGCGAGGAGGUCCACGGUCUGCUCAGUGGCACGCAGUACUUUUUCAAAGUGGGAGCGUCGACUGUGGUUGGACCGGGACCGUAUUCGGCUGUCAAGGAUGUCUACACUCCCGUUCCGAUGUACGAGCUGGACGUCCACGCAGUGACCGGCAUCAUAGUCGGCGUGUGUCUGGGCCUCAUCUGCAUCCUUCUCUGCAUGUGCUUCAGCUUUCGGAACGGCAAGAGCAGAGAAGCUCAUGGUGGCUUGGACUCCACAGCUGUGGCCCUUCAGUACCGAAGAGGAGGCUACCCCAUUUCCUCUGACAUGCCGGGGUGCACUGACAGCCACGAGCUGGACACCCUCGUGCCCCCGUCCUGCCAAGACUCGGGUGAGCAGCGCGAGGAGGCCCCGGAGGAGCAAACCCUGCUGGCGGCUCCGGGGGGCGCGGAGGACGACCUUGCGUCCGAGCUGAAGGCUGCUUGGAACGGCUCUGUGAGUCAUAACUGGGCCAACAGAAUCACUCGAUACAGGGACACCAUAACAGAAGACUCUCCCAAACUCAUUAACGGAGCGCUCGCCAUAACUAAUGAUAACGCCACGGAUGUGGACAGGAGGAAGUGUGCGACCGUCUCCAGCAACCAGGUGGAGGCUGAAGUCAUCGUUCACUCUGAGCUCCUGGACCUCGGGAGAGCGAAGGCGGACAACGAGAACGAUGGGAAAAGUGGGCCGCCAUUACCAGCGGACCGCUACUCUCUGGUGAGCCUGCCUGCCGAGGAGGAAACUCUGGAAAGCCCCCCGAGUCUUCCCCCGGUGAAACCGCUGGCUAAUCACCACCAGGAGCAAGAGAGCAAGACACAGCACACAAGCGCCGAUUUGGUCCGGCACCAGGACGUGGGGCUGACUAAUGGGUUCCACUCACCUAAGACGCUGUGCCCGGUCCUGGAAAACGGCGACUCGAGACAUUGCCCUUCCGCCCCAGGGAGAUCCAUCUCGGCGGCCCCCUUUGUUAGCUCCGGUCUUGUCCACUCUACCUCAACGACACACAGUUUUCUGUGCCCAUAACAACCGGUCACACGUCUCUCACCCACUUGGGGGGCAUUUUUCACCCCCCCACAUUUCUUCCUUUGAAAUGAACUUGUUUCAUACGUGUACAUAUGAACACAUGAAUAUAAAUAUAUAAAUAUAUGCUAUAUCCUUUGUUGUACUUGACGUUCUCCCUGGUACUGAGAGAAGUUUUCGAUUCCCACCUGGCCCGACAUGACUCACUUCCGCUCAAGAGAGUCCGUAACGCUGGUGGGUGGAGAAACCAGGACACCGCAGUCAGGACGAGCGGAAGCCUCUAGGGGGCGCUCCAGAAUCGACAGAGGAAUCAGCCUUAUAGAGCACAUGUGUGGCUCUCUUGUAAACAACUUCCUGCUGUCUCAGGGUCCACACACACACACACACACACACACACACACACACACACACACACACACACACACACACACACACACACACAAGACGCAUGCCUGUCUUAACAGUAGCUCACGUACUUGGACAAACCUCCAGGUGUCAGGUGCGAACUCUCAGGUGCCCGACGUGUUCAGGCACAGUGUUCUCUUGCCGAAAACACGACGGGGACGAACUCUAUUGUAUGUUUUUAUUGUUUCAAUAUUGAUGUGUAUUCAGGUGAGAAUUGUACGAACCAGCCUCUUUGAUGACUUUUUCACAGGGUGCUAUUCAUGGCUUCGGACGAUUCCGGCACGAUUGGGAUAUCGAGAAGCACAAGUUUUCAAUUCUAAUGGGGACCAUCUAACAUUUAUUACGACACUUUGGUGUUUGUUGGUAGUUUUCGUUUCACACAAGUUUAGUUUUCUUAAAAUUUGGCCUAGAACUGAAGUCGCUUUUAGGACCUGUAACGCAUUACUUCUUUUUCCAUUCAUUGUAAUGGGAAAAUCGAUUCAGAUUUCAAACUAUUCUCUUCUCGAACGGCCGUCUGGAACGGAUUGUGGUCGAGAAUGAUGAGGCUUCAUGAAGCAGUGUCCUCACUUUCAUAUCCCACUCGGUUGCACUCUAUGCUCUAAAGGUUUUGGAUUUCAAUAACCGUUUCAAUGAAACUUACGUUGUUUUUGAACUUAGAGCACCCCCAAAAGGAGACCACUGUUUCAUGAAGCUUCAUCAGCGAUACACUACCUUUAAUGGCAGUGAUAUUCACUGCUGUGGUCCAAAAGUGAAGUGGUCCAAAAGAAAAAAAAAAGAAAGAAAGAAAGAAAAUGGCUGACGACGUACAUGAAGUGAAACUCAUUUUGUCAUAUUCUAAAUACGCUCAGAUCUUAGCACAAAAAAAACAUAUAUAAUAUUAACAGUUUCUACAGAUAUUGGAAAACAAAAAAACUAGUUUUGGACACAGUUGGUCCAGCGCCACUAAAAUUGGUGAGGGAGCACACUGGAAGACAAAGGUUGAGAGGAAAACAUUUCAGGCUGAAUCCUCCUGAAACUUAAAAUUAGUCGCUGAACACAUCAUUAUUAUUAUUAUUAUUUAUUGUUAUUUCUGAGCUACAGCUGAGAAAACAAUAACUGAGCGACUGACUAUUUGAAAGCAUUUUUCAUAAUUUUGGAGAAAUGAAUAUGGUGAAAAAGUUUAAGAUCCAAACACCAACAAAAUAUAGCAGAUAGUUUUAUUCUCACUCGUGUAUCAAGUGUCCAAAUGAUUCUUUUUAGCGUCUUUCUUUUUUGUCCAGUAACCAAUAAUUGGCUCCAUAAGGCAACAUAUUAACCUUCAUGAUCUUGAAAUAAUGUGCUGCAGAAUUGUGAAUUGGUGACUUUUGGCUGGUACAAACCUAUUUCAAAGUGAACCGGGGGAAAAAAGUGAUUGUGUUUCAAAAGAACGAGGCCGGAAAACUGGCCUGUUGUGAUGAUCUAUUUAAUAUUACAAAGGCGUCAGACAGACUGGUUCGCACAGUUCUCCUCCCAGUGAGCCAGCAGUGGUUUGUGCAGUGUCACUGGUGCAUUCCUCCAACAACGCUACCUCAUUUCUUUUUCAGGACGGUUCCCUGUGUGGUUUAAUAUUUGACUUUUUUGAUGGGAUUUUUUUUUUUUUUUUCAAUUUGACAACCUCUUGGCAGGAAUUCUUGUCCGACGAUGACCGUAUCACUUUAAUGCUAUUCCAACUUCCUGGCAAGUCUCUGAGAGAUUCAGUGGUUUCACAUGGAAAACAAAGGGCCUGGUUGUCAAGCCAGCGCUGGGGGGUUCGCAGUACUGCAGUAGGAAGAGGACGGUGCUCGCGCCGGGUGGGUCGCUCUUUGUGUGUCGGAUUGGAACUGUCUUUUUAAUGCAUGACUGAGUCUCACUUCAGUCGCCUCGCCAUGUUUGAAUAUUCAACCGGCUCUGUCGUCCUGUUCACGGAACAUAGAGCGUCGUGAUCUCGCAGUUAUGAUGUCGAAUUAAAAAGCUUAAAGGCCCCAUAGAUUUCAGGUUUGUCCCGCCUGAAUACUUCUGCUUUAUGAGGUGCAGCAGAUAUACAUCACCCCGAAAACUACAGCAGCUUAAACUGCAGUGAAUUUGCAGCAAGAUGCCAGGGGAAAUGUAUUUUGUUUACUCCAGAUAUUCAAACAUUUGGCUUCAAAAGCAUCACGUUCAGGAAGUGUAAAUACACCCAUGUGCAGUGAACCAAGGAGUCCAUCUUGCAUUAAAUGCAUCUUACACCAACCUGAGGGUUGUUAAACCUCAGUCCAGUCUGGGGAACAAAAAAGUUAUUUUACUUAAAUGAAUCUCCAAACUGCACAUUUUGUUUGCAUCCACCACAAUUCUCAUUUUAUUAGCAUCAUUUAAUUUAAUGCCUUGGUCAAACUACGAAGCUUCAUGAAGUGUCAUCUCCACUUAUGGACUGAAGUAGAUGGCACCAAGUGAGCCAUCAUUUCCAGAACCCACUAGAUGGCACCCUCUGAACUGAUGUUUUCAGAUUUGAUCAAUCAGUUAAAUGGAACCUCGCAUCAUUUUUAGACCGAGAGCGCCACCUACUGAGCUCAGAAAAAAGAGGACACUGUUUCAUGAAGCCUCAUCACGAACCCAGGGUCUCAAAAACACAGCAACUGAGAGGUUUUGCAAAACAAUUUACACCACACAGAAACUGGAAUCUGUGGGCCCUUCAGGUGACUAAAGCAUCAUUUCAUAUGUGACUCUGGACGGCAUCACUGAAACGCAGAGGCAACGUCUGGAAGACCAUUCCACGACAGCAUAGCGACAUACCUCAGCGGUCCUCGGCAGUCGACCUGUCGACAAGUGCGAUCGCCGCAAAGUGUUCCUGCGACUCAGUUCAAAUGUAGCUUCGGGUCAUGUGGUCUGUGGAUCCUUCAGGCGCUUUACAUUCCUGCGUCGACCUCUGCGAACUCUCCGACCUGGCGACGAAGACGAUGAUAGUUGAAGCCUCACCGAAUGUCUUUUUUUUUUAACUUGUGGUUUUUCAAUAAUCGUUUUGUAGUUUUUGUAUGCAAAGACUGUGUUGACGGUGCGUUUACAAGGACGGCAAUAUCACCAGUUCCCGGUGUAGCCUCUUUAGCUUGUUAGCUUUGGAGUCUGAAAUCGUUUGCCUUGUUUCACUGUAAAACAUGCUGAACUCUGUAGCGCAUUUUAUUGUUUCUGACCGCAGACUCUCGGUAGAAAGUAUGUCGACAUUCUCCUCGCUCUCCUUCACAGUUCUGACUGAGUCCAGUCAGGAAGUCAGCUUCCAAUAUCCAGGGUAAAAAAAGAAGGUCAAGAAAAGAAGGAAAUAUGGAGUUUUUCUUUUCAGAUUUUGAGACAACAGAGACGGAAAAUUACACACCUUGACAGCGCUUUGUGAACCCGCCAUUUUCAACGUCUUUAUCCAAAGUAAAUACAGAGUUGUCAAGUCAAAGAUUAGAAUCGACACUUGACAAUGACCCUCGUACAAGAGUUUUAUAGCAUUCGUUUAUUUUAUCUGAACACAGUGAUUUUGUGGACAAACCAGUAUUCAACAGUUUCUGUGUGACUGCAGUAAAAUAUUUGAUAAGAAACAAAGAGUGUGGAACUGUGAUCUGCAGUCUUUGGGUUCUCCAUGAACAAGGAUGUUCUUUAAAUAGUUAACUGGAAAAAUCUUUUUUUUUUUUUUUUUUUUUUUUGAGGGAGGGUCUCCCUUUUCUCAGAUACUUUUGGCCCAAACUUUGUUGCAAACCUUGGACCACCGCCAGCUUGGUAAACUCAGACUCAAAUUCUUGUCAUUUGUUUGAAUUAAAUGACUGCAAGGCUCUUGUGGAGAACAAAGUCUUUGGCUCCUGUAGUUGGUGGAUAUCUCGACCUUGUUUUGCAGUAUGCGUCGGCAUGAUGGGCCGAUGAGGCUUCAUGAAACAGUGUCCUUAUUUUCGGUGCCCACUAGAGGGCGCUCUCUGCUCAUAAGUCUUUGGAUUUGAACAACCAUUUCAAUGAAACGUCAUGUCACAUUUAAACUGAGAGCGCCACCUACUGAGCUCUGAUAAUCAAGACACUGUUUCAUGAAGCCUCAUCUGUCCCUCUCUAAGUCCCCUUUCUACCUUGGUAUGACUCGGUCAUCCAGCUGGAAAACCAAAACAUUUGACCUCUAGCAUGAGAUCAUUCCUCCAGUCUGUUAUGCCAUGUUUCUAAAGUCAUCUAAACCAGUUUUAUAGCUGCCCAAAUGGGACACUAGCUAUCGGUGUAGUUCGAGCCUUCCGAUGACUGAUGUCUGACGUUGGUCCAAAAUCUGAUUUUGACCGGUGAGAGACCUGGGUCCACUGACACAGCAUUCGGUGUUUGUGGUCUUUUUCUCAGUCAAUUUGUCAAAAUAUACUUCAGUUAUCGUGUGUUGACAAGUACCAGACAACAGUCUUUGCUCAGUGAAGGUGCCACCUUGAAACCUUGCUGCUGCAGGAGAAAGAGAAGACAAAUGGUUUUCUCUUCAGAGUAGAUGGGAAAAGACCCAACUCACUUUGUAAAAAGUUCGAGUGGAAGAUUCCAGCAACAUCUUCGAGCGUCAACCUGUGGUCAGUGGUGGACCUGGCCGGAAGAGGCAAAGCAUUGGCGGCUAAUGAUGAGGCUUCAUGAAACAGUGCCCUCUUUUUCAGAGCCCAGCAGGUGGUGCUCUUGGUUUAGAAAUGAAGUGAGGUUCCAUUGGAAUGGUUGUUUAAAUCCGAAGGUGUUGGAGCAGAGAGUGCCAUCUAGUGGACAAUGAGGGCUCUUCAUGAGGCCCAUGAGCACGGCUUCAGCCCAGUAAUUCAGUUCUGAACUGAACGUCUCCCUGGUUGAUGUCGGAUUUUGGACCUCUGUUGUCAAACACCGCAAUACUGUUCUACACUACAUUUCAUAAUCUGCAAGUGCCAAAUAUCGACGUAUGCAUUCGUCUUCACGACAGGACCAGCCCUGACUCAACAGUGAAGGUCACUGGAAGUCAUCAUCUUCGAUCAGCUCUUGUCAAACGCAUCUGCCGAUUCCGAUAAAUUGCCUCUUCCGCCCGUCGACAGUGCGGGGCGAGGAAAGGAAAAACGCUUCCCUGGAACGCUCAUACCUCUCCGUGCAGGACUUUAUCUACUCAGGGGUCACGUUUGUUUUCCCAUAUCCUCGUGAACUAUCACGCCAGCAGAUCUGACUGAAGAUUUUUUUGUUGAGAAGCAAACUCAUCCGAUCUCUUCAGGGGAAUUCUUAGAAGAUCUAUUUUCUGUUUUUGGAUAACAAUGUAAAUUCAGGUUCUUUGUUGUGAGACUCUGUAUCCAGCAACGUUUCCUCUGGUGUUCUCUGCAUGUACAAACCGAAUCAGACGGUCUCACAUCUCAAGUCGUCUCGUGCCAAACUGGUCCUUCAACAAGUCACGGAGUUCUGACCACCGUGUGUACAUUUCCAGCUGCCACAGACGUGUAUAAUGAUGUUCGUCAUGACGACCCUUGCCGUGAUUUGUGGUAGAAUACUUGCUUGUUAACAGGGUUCUUAGUGUCUGGCUUUUUUAUGGAACACUUUUCACUGUGGUACCAAAUGUAACACGCGGGAGUUACUGCAAGUCACAUGUG